AUGACAAGAAAGAAAGUAAAUCUUGCAUACAUAGCAAAUGAUAGUGCAAGGAAGGCCACUUUCAAGAAAAGGAAGAAGGGUCUGUUGAAGAAAAUGAGUGAGCUUAGCACCCUGUGUGCAAUCCAAACAUGUGCAAUUAUUUACAGUCCCUAUGACCCUGAACCUGAGGUUUGGCCUUCUCCUUUGGGGGCACAAAGCGUGAUUGCGAGGUUUAAGAGCAUGCCUGAGAUGGAACAAAGCAAAAAAAUGGUAAACCAAGAAAGUUUCCUGAUGCAAAGGAUAACUAAAGCGGAGGACCAACUGAAGAAGCAGCAAAGAGAGAGCAGAGAGUUGGAGAUGACCCAAGUCAUGUACAAGAGCUUGGUUGGAAAUCAAGGGCUGCAAAAUCUGGGUGUUGUAGACUUGAACGACUUGGGAUGGCUCAUAGAGAAAACUGUAGAGGAGAUUGGCGAGAGAAUCAAGUCCCUUCGAGAACAAAUAAUGCCUCCUCCCCAAGUCGUGACUGCAGGCCAUAUUAAUCGUACCAGUCAGGAGAUAUAUGGUGAGAAUCAACAGUUGUCAAAGGAAUUCAAACCCAAUGAUCAUCAGAACGCGGGUUUUGGAUUGAGGAACGAAGGGAAGACAGCAUCACAUGAUGAUGAGAAUCCUCAAUGGUUAAUGGAGAUGCUGAGGUCGAAUGAAAGCGUUGGGAGGAACGAAGGCUGCAUGCUGCCGUAUGCACUCAAUAAUAACAAUAACAGUUUGUGGUCUACUUUUAAUUUCCCCUAA
Molecule: messenger RNA, 768 nt
Organism: Juglans regia (Persian walnut)
Lineage: Eukaryota; Viridiplantae; Streptophyta; Magnoliopsida; Fagales; Juglandaceae
Product: agamous-like MADS-box protein AGL80
Exons: 1
Coding region: 1-768 (255 amino acids)
Biological process (GO): positive regulation of transcription by RNA polymerase II
Molecular function (GO): DNA-binding transcription factor activity, RNA polymerase II-specific; protein dimerization activity; RNA polymerase II cis-regulatory region sequence-specific DNA binding
Source: RefSeq, a predicted model, not a curated record